CUGGCUUUAUGUCAGAUUCUCUACGAAAUGUUUUUCUGUCAUACAAAAAUGUUGCUGAUUUAGUUAAGACUACCAACAGAGGACAGCAAAGCAAAGAUUCCUGGGUGUUGUUCGGAUUUAGCCCGAGGCAGUUUUAGCGUAUCGUCUCGUCAUUUUACAGUAUCUCUGAUACUGUAUCCGGUCACCUUUUGUAGAUCCGGACCCCUUUUAAAGAUCUCCGGGCUGAAGAGAUAUCAGUUUCGUUUCGUUGCACAGAAGUGUACCGAAUAUCAACCAAUCCCGACUUCUGCAGAUCGAGACAGAUCAUUGAACCUGCUACAGGUUUUGCGCAAUGUGAGACUUUCGUAAACAAGGAGGACAGGAGUGCAUUUUCAGCAUAGUUUUGUUUUCACGUAUUUCAUUCGAAUAUAUGAUCUUUUCCGUCUGUAGGAUCUUUAAAUAGGUACCUAAUUGGACAUCGCAGAACCCUGCUUUAGCACAAUGGCGUCCAGUGCUCCGGUGGUCAACGGGGACCUUUCUGGUGAUGCCCAAAGUACACCUGUUCGGUGUCUGGUCACACCGGAAGAAACAAUCGAACAAAUGAAACUUCUCAUCAAAGAGAAUACGGACCUGAAAGGUCCCUCAGAAACCCUGCAGCAGACCAACAGCAGCAUGAAGGAGAAGUUUGAGGAGCUUUCAGUGUGGAAGGAGAGACAGACGGGAGUGAUAGAAUUCCUUGAACGGAAACUGGAGGAGGCUAAAGAAAACAUUAGCAACCUCACUAGGGAAAACUUGGAACUGCAGAGGCUGAAGAAGUCUGACGGAGGGACCCAGGAUGAGGCCAGAAGAAGAGAGGUAGACACGCUGAACACUGUACAGGUGGAGAAGCUGAGCAGGGAGCUGCAGCAGGUGCGUUCUGAUCUGGAGAUAGCAGAGAGCAUCAACAAGACCCUGACUGACAGCUGUAGAGCGAUGGAGCAGGAGAAGCUGCAGCAGGGGAAGCAGAAGCAGGAGAAGCAGCUGCAGGAGAAGCUGCAGCAGGCGCUGCAGGAGAAGCAGAAGCAGGAGAAGCAGCUGCAGGAGAAGCUGCAGCAGGCGCUGCAGGAGAAGCUGCAACAGGAGAAGCAGCUGCAGGAGCUGCAGGAGAAGCAGAAGCAGGAGCUGCAGGAGAAGCAGAAGCAGGAGAAGCAGCUGCAGGAGAAGCUGCAGCAGGCGCUGCAGCAGCAGGAGCUGCAGUCCCAGAGGGUGGAGGAGCUGCAGAAGAGUCUGGCGCAGCUGCAAGAGGCCUACACCCAGCUGUCUGACGAGAACUGCAGGAUGAAGGAGGAAGUGAAGAGAGGAGAGAUCUCCAAGGAGGCAGUGAAUGUGCUCCAGACCAGGCUGGAGGCGGCUGAGAAAGCCCUGGCUGACAAGCAAGUGAAGAUGGAUGGGAUGAAGCAGGAGAUCUUCAGGAAGGAGAAGGAGCUGGAGACAAUCCCAGUGUUCCAAACACAGGCUGAGGUGUACUUGUUGGACUUCAACGCGGAGAGGGCGGCCAGAGAGAAGAUUCACGAGGAGAAAGAGCACCUGUGUUACGAGCUGGAGGCCCUGAAACAGCAGAACCGCUGCCUGCAGGAGGAGCUCGACGGUCUGGCCAGACAGUCCGUGACCGCGAUCCAGGGUCGCCAUCGGCCGCUACAAGGGGCCGGCCCUGCGGGUGGCGCUGCAGCGCACGACCAGCAGGGGGCCAGAGAUGUGGUGAACAUCCCAGAGCACACCUGUCCCAAAUGUAACUUAGCAACGCCUGACCUCGACAGCCUCCAGAUUCACAUCAUGGACUGCAUCAACUGACAGGUUGCCAUGGUGCCCUGGACACCAUGGCAACCUGUCGAUCAUACCACACACUGACAUCAAAAACCAUAACCAAUAUAAUGCUACCGUCUGCUAGCACAGCAAAGACCGUCUGCUAGCACAGCAAAGAACUCGUUUUUCCCAUGAAUUAUCCUUCCUCUAUCUCUGCAGUAAAGGCUUUUUAAAAGGUACUGGAUUUGUUUGAAUAAUUUUAUCAAUGAUUUAUUUUAUGUAUUUUCUCCAGUGGAAAACUGGUUUUGAAAUCAAUUAAUCAACAAAAGCCAUCAUGGCCAUUCAUGGUUAUUUUUAUUAUUAUGAUUGCGUUCUAUGCAUCUGAAUGUAUGUAAUGUAUCACAAUUACCGUUUUCACUGUGAUGAAGUCUAAAGACUGCCAAUGUCAGAUUUCUUAUAGACACUACUGUGGCCUAAAAUGUCUUAAAAUGAGUGUAAAUGAAUGUACUCAACCCCUCUGCUAACUGAUUAUCUGAGUAACACUCUGUGUUCUCUGCCUCCUGGGUGAAGAGUUGAGCUAAUUAGCAAAUCCAGGUGACUGGAUCAAAGUAGUGAGGAAGACUUCUACUUUCUGAGCCUGGAUUUUCCCCCUCUGACUUUCUGAUACAGUCAUGUGAUGUGACAAGUGGUUUUAUUCUUUUUGUAUGGAUACAUAUGUGUCAGAACCAUUUAUCUUGUUAUCAGAUUAAUCAUUAAUAUAUGUCUGUGAUUGAUAAUUACUGGUACCUCAACAUAAAAGCGUAAGCUUGUUGUCAUUUUGCAAAUUGAACUGCUCUCUGGUGUAGAAUAUAAAUGUAUCUCUUGAAUUUAACUGCAGCCAUUACGUUACAUCACAUUUAUUUGGCAGACGCUUUUAUCCAAAGCGACGUACAAUAAGUGCUUACCAGCCUUCUACCAAAGACUAAUAAAGUUUUAAGACAAAAUCUCCUA
Molecule: messenger RNA, 2751 nt
Organism: Anguilla anguilla (European eel)
Lineage: Eukaryota; Metazoa; Chordata; Actinopteri; Anguilliformes; Anguillidae
Product: optineurin-like
Exons: 11
Coding region: 481-1809 (442 amino acids)
Biological process (GO): Golgi ribbon formation; regulation of canonical NF-kappaB signal transduction; protein localization to Golgi apparatus
Cellular component (GO): cytoplasm; Golgi apparatus; nucleus
Molecular function (GO): K63-linked polyubiquitin modification-dependent protein binding
Source: RefSeq, a predicted model, not a curated record